Molecule: messenger RNA, 345 nt
Organism: Helicoverpa armigera (cotton bollworm)
Lineage: Eukaryota; Metazoa; Arthropoda; Insecta; Lepidoptera; Noctuidae
Product: RNA guanine-N7 methyltransferase activating subunit
Exons: 1
Coding region: 1-345 (114 amino acids)
Biological process (GO): RNA 5'-cap (guanine-N7)-methylation
Molecular function (GO): RNA binding
Source: RefSeq, a predicted model, not a curated record
AUGGCUGAUACAUUAUCAGCUGAAGAUAAGGAGUUUUUAGCUAAAUGCGAGGAAGAACUGAAGGAUAGAUUUACUGAGAAAGAUGAAGAUUUUAUGAAAGUUUUUAAUGAAGUGGUCUCUAAGCCUCCAGUGGUGGACUCCUGGUGGGUUCCCAAUUCUGGUCGUCGUAAUGAUCGCCGCAAUAACCGGAGGAACCACCCGUACCAACGCGACAACAGAGACAGGAACUACGACCGCCGGGACAAUAGAGGCUACAACGACUACAACAGAGGAUACAACGACUACAAUAGAGGAUACGACGACGGCGGAUCAGGAUACCGCGCACGGCAACGCUAUCCAUACUGA